AUGUUUAGUUUUCGUAAUAUGUUACUUUUUAAUAUUUGUUCGAAGUGUGGAAAGUCUAAAAGCUUAUUAUAUUUAAAUUUGGCUUCAAACAAAAACACAUUCGCUGUAAAAGGCAAUGCACAAAAAUCAGAAAAACCAAUUUGCAACUACCACCAUGAUGCAUUGGAUGCUUUUACUAAUAGUCUCGUUCUGGAAAAUAUGAUGAAAUGGAAAUCAGACAAUUUUGUCACUACAGAUUAUAAAUUGCCAAAAGUCAAAUCAGAUUCUAUUUUUGAACUCUGUGAUGAUCCAGACCAUCUGACAACAUAUCUACAGCAAUGCUUAGAUGGGCAUUCUCAAGUCAGUGAAAGUGCAUUAAAUCAAUUCAGGUCAACAAUGGCAAGACAUGGAAAAAUUAAUGGAUUAGUAUUAAUCGAAAAACUCAGUGAAAAGUAUGGUAAUUGUAUUAAGAAAUCUGAAUUACAGAUGAAUUUUGCAGAAGCAUAUUGGAUAAAUGGUAAUUUGUAUCACAUGUUUAAAAUUUUUGAAACAUUCUAUCCUGUGGAGUCUACAAAUGUCAAUCAUGUAUUAGACCCUAUUAUUCAUACCAUAAUCAAAUCACAUGGUGUUGCAUCAGUAGUUAUGGUUUCGAAAUUUGUGAACUCGAUAGUUGUAAAUCAUGGAGAUUAUCAUCCAAUGUGCAUUUUAUGGAAGUAUUUAUUUUUAAGUGAAGUAUAUAAUGACAACCUAGAAGCAGAAAAAUUAUUAUCACAAAAUACUAAUUUAAUAGAAAAUAUACAAUACCUUGCACCAGUCCUUACAAAAAAAAUGUUAAAAAUGCAUAAAAUUGAUUGUGUUCAAAGGAUAAUGAUAAUUUUUUUAAAACAUAAACGAAUGGAACCAUAUCAAUGGAUUUUAAGGUCUCUGUUUGAGUAUUAUUACACAUUGGGAAAUGUUUCCCAAUGCAAAGAAAUUAUGAAACACUCUACUGAACUCAAUGUACCAUUAACACAAGCACAGCAAUCACGUUUAAUUCACAUGGUGCUCAACAAUAAACAUCAACAAAAAAUCAACAAAGAAGUGACUGCAAUUAUAUUUAAACUUAUGUUUUAAAUUAGUAUGCUAUUUGUUAGUACGAUUUUGUUGUUUAAAACCAAAUAAUAA
This is a messenger RNA of Diuraphis noxia (Russian wheat aphid), 1143 nucleotides long. RefSeq lists its product as uncharacterized. Lineage: Eukaryota; Metazoa; Arthropoda; Insecta; Hemiptera; Aphididae. The record is from RefSeq and is a predicted model, not a curated record.